AGUGACAGAGAGAGACAUAGAGAGACAGAGAGGGAGAGAGAGACCACACACUGAGGAAAGACAUGUGGAGGAAACUUUAUCUAAAAGAACCAGAGUGGACUUCAUUUCUGAAGGACUCAUCAGAGAUCUAGGGACAGGAUUUUAGUCAUCAAAGGAGGAAUGAAAGAGGACAAGUGCAUGCCAUUAACUUUGUAUAUACCUUUUUUUCCUCCAUCCCUUCAUUUGUACUGCCACCUUCAGCAUCUGGGAUCUGAAGGGUGCAGGUGCAUGAUCAGGUGCACUUUUAAACAUAUCCGUGUGUCCAGUUGAGGACUAAACCUUUAGUGUGUGUUAGGAUGUGACUGAGUGACACGGUGUCGCCUGACACAAAAUGUGUUAAAUAGAGCGUGCUGUUAAUUGGCACACUGCUUUUGAGAGUUUGGCACCAUGCCAACCGCAGUCAAGACGUCUCUGGACAGCAUGAUGUCGGACUCAGGGGAGCUGGAGCGGUCGGUGCCCCCCUGUUUGGGGAAGGUGCCCAAAGACCUGGUCAGAAACUUUCCACACACCAAGCGUGUGGGCAGCUACCUGGUGGGAAAGAUGAUCAACAAGGGCUCUUUUGCCAAGGUGAUGGAAGGAAUGCACAUUAGCACGGGGGAGAAGGUGGCGAUUAAAGUAAUAGAUAAGAAGAAGGCUCGACAGGACUCUUACUUGUUGAAGAAUAUGAAGCGUGAGCCGAGAAUCCACCAGAUGAUCCGUCACCCCAACAUCGUGCUGCUGCUGGAGACGCUGGAGACAGAGAACUGUUACUACAUGGCCAUGGAGCUGUGCUCCGGAGGAGACCUGAUGGACCGCAUCUGCGAUCAAAAACGCCUGGAGGAGAGAGAGGUCCGCAGAUACACACGACAGAUACUUUCCGCCGUGGACCAUCUACACACACACGGCAUAGUGCACAGAGACUUAAAGAUUGAAAACUUUCUGUUGGAUGAACACAACAACAUUAAGAUUGUUGACUUUGGUCUGAGUAACACUCUGAAGGUGUACUCUCUCUCCCCGGAGCUGCUGAACACUCAGUGUGGAAGCCCAGCAUAUGCUGCCCCUGAGCUGCUGGCACACAGAAAGUACGGCCCGAAAGUGGAUGUAUGGUCUGUGGGAGUCAGUAUGUUUGCUAUGCUGACCGGCACACUGCCCUUCACAGUGGAGCCCUUCAACAUAAAACAGCUUCAUCAAAAAAUGGUCAACGGCGAAAUCAGCACUAUUCCAUCCGACAUCAGUAAAGGAGCAGUGCAGUUUGUUUUGUCCCUGUUGGAGCCAGACCCACUGAAAAGGCCUACAGUGAAAGCAGCCAUGGAGGAGAAAUGGCUCAACGAGGGUUAUGCCAAGAGACCCCUACAUACUGUGUCUUAUAAAAACAGAUUACGUCCUGAAGAUCUGAACUCAUCAGUGCUGAACUACAUGUCCGAGUCUCUUGGCUAUGGUUUCUCAGACAUCAUCCACACUGUAAUCAACAACAAACCCUCCACCAUCCUGGCUACCUACCAACUGCUGCUGAAAAAAAUGAUCAGACAACAGAAAGUAGCCAAGACCAUGAAGAAGGUGGAAAGUAGUGAUUGGAACCAGAAUAAGCCUGUAUGGAACGAGAGGAACAACACACCAGCGAAGAGUCAGCAACAGUCUCCUCAGAGUGACACUACCAGUGAAGGAGACAGGAGUCGGAGACAGUCCAGUAAAACUCCACGCAUCCAGUCACAGGACAGAGAUUCUCUAGGCAGCAGAAGGAGACCAGAGGAGGCCAUCAGACAGAAACAGCCAAGCUCAGAAGGGAAGAGAGCAGUUACCCCAUCCACCCCACUAGCGGACGCAUUCAUCGAUAAUGACUUUGCAAUCAGCAUGGAGACAAGAGAAGGACUGUUUCCUGAAGUCUCUCUGUUUGGUGAGAGGGAGCUGGUCCACGCCUCGCCCCCCAAAUGCUCCUGCAGGGAAGGGAGUGGCUCAAAGUUGUGUGACUCCACCCCCUCUGAUGCUCCAGUAACUGUGGAAAAUAAAAAGGACUCUCAGUCCAUCAAACCAGCUGCAAAACCUCAUGACCUGAGAGUCACACACCCUGAGGAUUAUUCAGGAGAGGAACUAACACACCUCCAUGAUGACAAACUGGAGAAGCUCCAGACGUUCUACUCUGAAAAGGCCGUAUCACCCAGGACACACUUUGAGAGCAGAGCCGGGCAGCGGUUUAAAGACCUUCUGCUGGCCAUCGAGGAAAAGACUCACCCUGCCCGUCACCUCAGCGCCAUGGAAACCACUGCACAAACUUCACCAUUACCAAGACUACGUCACGGAACUGUGUCGCCAAAGAAAGUGACGUGGGUGGGGCUUAAACAUCACGCUGGGACUGCCACGGGCUCCUCCCCCUUUCUGGUUAACGGUUCAAAACCGCCAGUGUUUCCAACUCAAAGACAGCAGGCUCUGGUCAUCAAAAGCCUGAGGCACUCUAAGGAAAAGAGGAAUGGGAUGACAGGAGGGUCCAUUAGUGUUCCGGGACACACAGGGAAACGGAACUCUGUACAGUUACGGACGUUUAUCCAGCGCAGAGACACAGACCUAAACCUGCCCAUGCUCCCCUCCACUUACCACAACAAGCCUGAGAAAAAAACUGAGAUACUCAGGAUGGACUUUGGUUAAGAGUAAGACGUAUAUAUGAGACAAAGAGAGAGAGAGAGAGAGAGAGAGGUGCUACCUAAUGUGGGAGUCUUCAUGAAACCUCUAGGCCUUUAGUACCUGACAGGGCGUCUCAAUCUUGUGUAGUAUUGAUUUGUAACCAUCAGCGUCUGGCUAGAAUUGUCCAAGUGAACAGACAAGAAACGUUUUGCAGAAAUUAAAUCCACAUUUCAUGCAGGAGCCCCCAGACGUAUAUCCCACAGGUCAGUGCCAAGUUCUUUAGCUUCCAUGGGACAUUACAAUGGUCAUGGGACAUGCUAAUCCCCCCUAAAAAAUACUAGAACAGUAGUCGUGCUAAAUUUUGUACUGUACUCUGCAAUUUAGUGAUUGCCAGUUCUUACUUUUAGGCAACAGAAAAUGCAAAUGACAAUAGAAAAUGCUUUAUUACAAAGUUUUAAACAUACUACUGCUGCCUUCCAGUCAUUUAGGAAAUAUCUUAUUUACAAGAUAAUUGCACUUAAAUGCCACCACAAACUUGUAUUUAUCUCAAAGGAGAACUUGAAAUCAGCAUCACAUUUCAUUCAAAUCUAAAUUGUAAAUCAAUAUUUGCAAUAAUAAGGAAGAAAUGCAACUAACUUUAGCAAUGCAUUACCUAUAUAAGACUGGAGCUUGAUUGCUUGACUGGGAAAGCACAUUGCUCUACACCCAUAAGAAUCCCUGGGCAAGGCUCCUAAAUCUAGCCGUUCUCCGACCUGUGUAAAAUGAAUCAAAGAUAAAAUGCUCUGAGUAAGAGCAUCAGCCAAAUGCUUUAAAUUGACCUGUAUAUAGCAAUUUCUUGAUUCUUAAGAAUGUAAUUUAAUUAAUUAAUCAGUUUACUUUUAGAUUUAAGUUAAAAACAACUUUUAAACUAAAUGAAUUUGUUAAUUUACUACAUAAUUGACCUUAAAAUAUUUUUUUUUUGUAAGUAAACUUAAUUACAGUUUACAAUGGUGCAGUGCCCUUUGCUGGUGGAGGGGGGAGUAGGGAUGUUGAAGGCAAGAAGUUGCUUUCAUAUCUGUCUGAGACAAAAAAGACAAGGUACAAAAUCAAACACAUUUAUUUUUGUUAAAUUUGAAUUUCAUUUAAUAAACAUUUUGGUAUGUUUUCA
Messenger RNA from Astyanax mexicanus (Mexican tetra), 3781 nucleotides. RefSeq names its product hormonally up-regulated neu tumor-associated kinase homolog A. Gene Ontology annotation, cellular component: cytoplasm. Lineage: Eukaryota; Metazoa; Chordata; Actinopteri; Characiformes; Acestrorhamphidae. Gene Ontology annotation, biological process: intracellular signal transduction; protein phosphorylation. The record is from RefSeq and is a predicted model, not a curated record. The coding region runs from base 427 to 2658 and encodes 743 amino acids. Gene Ontology annotation, molecular function: ATP binding; protein serine/threonine kinase activity. The transcript has 10 exons.